Thelazia callipaeda (thelaziosis nematode) is the source of this 873-nucleotide messenger RNA. Lineage: Eukaryota; Metazoa; Nematoda; Chromadorea; Rhabditida; Thelaziidae. The record is from the annotation of a GenBank genome assembly.
AUGGUAAGCAAUGGGCCAUAUCCGUAUAAUAUCUUCGGUACACAAGCAUCAUUUGCCUACACACCGCCUCCUGUCUUUCCGGGAUAUCUCAAUCCUCCAACAACUUCCAGCAACAGCGAGCCAAGCCGUAAGGCAACAGGAAGACGGGAAAGAACAACUUUUAAUCCAGCUCAACUUGCAUAUUUAGAAAAAGUAUUCAAAGAAACACAUUAUCCCGAUGUUUAUCAUCGAGAACAAAUUGCUUUCAGAAUUGGUCUUCAAGAAUCUCGAGUUCAAGUUUGGUUUAAAAAUCGUCGAGCUAAGGAUCGACAACAACAACGGAUAAUGGAAUCAAGACAAAAUAAAGAUAGAUCCGGUAGUCACCAUACUGAAACUCCGCCACCUGAGCCAAACAGAGCAGAAUCAAGUGCGCAAAGACGGAUAUCUCCAUUGCUUAUUCCGGGAAGUGCUGAAUUCAAUAGAAAAACUGCCAAUAGAGAAAAAUUUUCUCUUUAUUUCCUUGUGAAUUUGGUUUUCAAAUUAUUUUUUUUAUGCUGGCCAUCAGCGUAUUCAUUUGGAGGACAAGGACCGUCAGCUUACAUGACUGGAACAGGUCAUACGACGACGCCAUACGGAUUUAAUUUCAACGCUGGUAGCACGCCCUCAUGUUAUCCUUAUCAGAGUGAUAUUUACAAUCCUUAUGCUCAAACUAGUUCAACAGCACCUUACUCUUAUCAACAUUUAUUCCAACCUCCACCUGCAAGUGAUCAUAUACCAAGAUCUACUCAACAAUUUAAAGAGGAACCAAUUUGUAUUAAAAUUAAGAGUAAAAAUGAGACUCAAAGUUUCGUAUUCAAUGUUUUGUUGAAAUUUCGUUGUCGUUUAGAAAAUUGA